CACUGACAAAUAAGGUUAAUUCUCUUGAUGUCCACAAGAACUUUUCAAGUAAACAACAUCGAACUUAUUCGAUAUUGGAUAAAUCUAGCGAUAAAAUACCACUUCCCAAAAUGCCUGGGUGGUAUUAUGAGAAAAAAGAUAUUCGGAAUUCCCCAUCGGCUCAAGAUGGGCUGGAUUUCGAUACAGAAAUGAGGUAUCGAAAAGAAGGUGCUCGUUUCAUAAUAGAUACUGGAUCGAAAAUGGAUCUUGGAUAUAAUACUACAGCCACUGGUGUAGUUUAUUUCCAUAGAUUUUAUAUGUUUCAUUCUUUUCGUCAGUUUCCAAGAUAUGUCACGGCCUGUUGUUGUUUAUUUUUAGCAGGAAAAGUUGAAGAGACCCCAAAGAAAUGUAAAGAUAUAAUUAAGACUGCCAGAGGACUACUCUCUGAUGACAAAUUUGCCACCUUCGGUGGCAAUCCUAAGGAGGAGGUUAUGACAUUAGAAAGGAUACUUUUACAAACAAUCAAAUUCGACUUGCAAGUAGAGCACCCUUACAGUUAUUUAAUCAAAUAUGCAAAGAGUCUGAAGGGAGAUAAAGUGAAAUUACAAAAAAUGGUUCAAAUGGCUUGGACUUUUGUUAAUGACAGUUUAUGUACCACAUUGGCCUUACAAUGGGAACCAGAAAUAAUAGCAGUAGCUCUAAUGUACCUUGCUGGAAAAUUGAGCAAAUUUGAAGUGUUAGAUUGGAGUGGAAGAACGCCCAGACAUUUAAGGUGGUGGGAUGUUUUUGUAGAGGAUGUUACUAUGGAUUUAUUAGAGGAUAUUUGCCAUCAGGUUCUAGAUUUAUAUUCGUCCCAACCAUCUUCUGUACCAGACAGUCCUCCGCCAAAAAAUCAGGUUAAUGUAACACCAAUUAAGAAACCGAACGAUCAAGAAAAGACUGAGAUGAACGAUUCAGGUAGCAGUAAAAUUCAAAUGACCGAUAUUGCGCCCUAUCAGUACCAAACGUUCACCACAGCGCCGCCUCCAACUUAUCCGUCAGUGUAUCCAACGCCUCCGAUGCAAGUAACACCCCACUUGACAGCUCCUCCUCCUCACAUAGCGGCUCCGCCCCCACAUAUAGCCGCCCCGCCUCCAACAGUCUUUCCACAGUAUGUUAACCAUCCCCCACCAUUUCCUCCUGUUGUUGCUGGAGCUGCCCCUCCAUUUUAUCCACCUGCUCCUGCUCACCCAAAUUCAAGGCCAUUUUAUCAACCACCGCCUAAGUGAGGAGGAAUAGUUGAACUUGUAAAUAGGAGUGAUUUUCAAGCAACCUAUCGGGUUGAUAAACGGAUAACAUGUAUAUUUAGACAGUUUUUACAGAAAAAAAGUGUCUAUUUUGUAUUUAAUAAUGAAAAUAAAUGAUUUGUAAAAAUUGA
Messenger RNA from Harmonia axyridis, 1396 nucleotides. Its product is annotated as cyclin-K. Lineage: Eukaryota; Metazoa; Arthropoda; Insecta; Coleoptera; Coccinellidae. The transcript has 3 exons. Gene Ontology annotation, biological process: regulation of transcription by RNA polymerase II; positive regulation of DNA-templated transcription, elongation. Gene Ontology annotation, cellular component: cyclin/CDK positive transcription elongation factor complex; nucleus. The coding region runs from base 111 to 1247 and encodes 378 amino acids. The record is from RefSeq and is a predicted model, not a curated record. Gene Ontology annotation, molecular function: cyclin-dependent protein serine/threonine kinase activator activity.